AUGAUGUUCACCGAGUUCGCACUUAGCUCUACGCUUGUCGUUGCCCUUGCCCUUGCUCUUCCGGCAAAUGCAGCACCUCAACAUAUGUCCAAACGCACAACCGAGCUCAGCUUGACCGCUCAGCUGCAACUCGCGGACACUGCUGUCGAUCGCUACAAGCUUCUUUCGAAGGAUGAAGACUUUGUCUAUGAUUUCACAAAAAACAGAGACACCCCGUUCGCCAACCGCAAGACCUUCCCAGCCCUUGUUGGUUAUGGUGCCUCCAUGAGUAUCGCGCAACUGCCAGCGUGCAGCAUGGCCUUCCUUCACCUACACCCUCGUGCUACCGAGCUCUUCGCCCUUAACUCUGGCCGUGUGAUCACCGAAAUGGUACCCGAGGGGAUGGUCCUUGGCUCCGAUGGCAAGCAACGGGUCAUCCGUACAGAGCUCCACCCCGGAAUGAUGACUAUCUUCCCGGCCGGUUCGUUCCACACGCAAGUGAAUCCGGACUGUGAGCCUGCCAAUAUUACGGCAGCAUUCACGGCUGAGGACCUUGGACUUUCUCUGGUCGCGGAUGAGACAUUUUCCCUCCCCGAUGAUGUGAUUGCUAGGACAUUUGGGCAGAGUAUUGCCGGUGAAGAUAUUGACCGUGUGAGGGAUGCUAUCCCGGGGUAUACCCUUAUCACUGUUGAGGAGUGUUUGACCAAGUGCGGUAUUAAGAAACGCCAAGUUUGA
Molecule: messenger RNA, 714 nt
Organism: Penicillium lagena
Lineage: Eukaryota; Fungi; Ascomycota; Eurotiomycetes; Eurotiales; Aspergillaceae
Product: germin family protein
Exons: 3
Coding region: 1-714 (237 amino acids)
Cellular component (GO): cell wall
Molecular function (GO): manganese ion binding
Source: RefSeq, a predicted model, not a curated record